Thecamonas trahens ATCC 50062 is the source of this 594-nucleotide messenger RNA. Its product is annotated as glutathione S-transferase 2. NCBI's taxonomy places the organism in Eukaryota, Apusomonadida, Apusomonadidae. Gene Ontology annotation, biological process: glutathione metabolic process. The record is from RefSeq and is a predicted model, not a curated record. The coding region runs from base 1 to 594 and encodes 197 amino acids. The transcript has a single exon. Gene Ontology annotation, molecular function: glutathione transferase activity.
AUGUCGACGACCAAGCCCAAGCUGACGUACUUUCCGCAUGCCGGUCGCGCCGGCGCCAUCCGCGACGUGCUGGCCGACGGAGGCGUCGAAUUUGACGACAUCCGCAUCCCAUUUCCAGAGUUUGCCGAGCUCAAGCCGUCGCUUCCCUACGGCUCCUUGCCCGUCCUCGAGAUCGACGGCACCGACUACGCCCAGUCGAACGCCAUCCUCCGCUACGCCGGCAAGCUGACCGGAGCCUACCCGGAGGACCCGGUCGCCGCCCUCAUGGUCGACGAGCUGCUCGACGCUACGGAGGACAUCGUCAACAUGCUCGCACCGUCGAUGCGCGAGAGCGACGAGGAGAAGAAGCUCGCCAUGCGCGCCGUCCUCAUGGCCGGCCCGCUGCCGACGGCGCUCGCGCUUCUGGAGAAGCGCAUCGCCCGCAACACCGCGUCGGUGUACGCUGUUGGCGCCGCCAAGACCGUCGCCGACUACAAGAUGAAGCUCCUGGUUGCUCUCCUCACCUCGGGCAAUGUCGAUGGCGUGCCCACGGACGUCAUCAACGCCGACUCGCACCCAGCUACCACUGCCCUUGUCGCCGCUAUGUCCUCGUAA